AUGUUCCAAGGAGACUCGGCCGCCAAGGACAAGAUCUUGAGUACACCUGGACUUGGCUACGACGUACCUGAAGACAGGCGCCGCAUUGAUGCGAUUCUUGAUCAUGCUGAGGGCGACGUAGAUGGGGUGGCCAUAGAGGCGAUAAAGUAUUGGCUGCAAGAGCGAAUUAAGGGAGCACGAUUUAGCGUAGGCACAGCAUGA
Fulvia fulva is the source of this 201-nucleotide messenger RNA. RefSeq lists its product as uncharacterized. The coding region runs from base 1 to 201 and encodes 66 amino acids. The record is from RefSeq and is a predicted model, not a curated record. NCBI's taxonomy places the organism in Eukaryota, Fungi, Ascomycota, Dothideomycetes, Mycosphaerellales, Mycosphaerellaceae. The transcript has a single exon.